Messenger RNA from Syzygium oleosum, 3898 nucleotides. Its product is annotated as filament-like plant protein 7. The coding region runs from base 391 to 3615 and encodes 1074 amino acids. Lineage: Eukaryota; Viridiplantae; Streptophyta; Magnoliopsida; Myrtales; Myrtaceae. The record is from RefSeq and is a predicted model, not a curated record. The transcript has 7 exons.
CUUCUUCUUCUUCUCCUUCUCUCUCGUUGCCAAGUUCAGUCACCUCCACGUCACCUCCUCCUAUCUCUGUCUGAGUUUCUGGUUUUCGCUUUGGUUGGAGUUUCUUACUCGACAGCUACCCGGCGACGUGGAGGUCCACUGUCUGCAACAACCACCACCGCGGUUGUCGGUGAGAUCUCGCCAUCCCUCGUCAUGGCCGUUCAUUACUAAUUUGGAUCGCCAUCUCCUACUGGACGACGACCCCGCCCUUUCUUUUCCUUCUCCUCCUCCUCCCUCGCUCGCUUUCCCCCGAGCUCGAUGCUUCCCGGACCUCGUGCUGUCGCCGCCGCCUGCUGAUCGAUCCGCCUUUCCAGCAAAAGAAGAUUCUCUAAUUCGUGUUAUAUCUUCCUUAUGAGCAAGAGAGAACAUUUUUGUGGAGUGAUGGACCAUAAAGCAUGGCUUUGGAAAAAGAAAUCUGCAGAGAAGACCAUUGCAAAUGAUAGAGUUGACCUCCCCCUACAGGGAAACAACGAGCAGCAGGUACAGGCGGCUUCAACUGAUAAAUCAGAAUUGGAGAAAGAAUUGAAACAUUUGACUGAUAAGCUUUCUUAUGUUCUUUCUGAAUGUCAUACCAAAGACGAGCUUGUAAAGAAACAUGAAAAGAUGGCCCAAGAAGCUAUUGCCGGAUGGGAGCAAACGGAAACUGAAGUGGUUUCUCUAGAAAAGAGGCUAGAGGAAUCAUUGAAGGAGAGACUAGCUGGUGAAGAGAGAGUCGCACAUCUUGAUGCGGCUCUGAAAGAAUGUAUGCGGCAACUGCAUUUUGUCAGAGAAGAGCAGGAAAAAAGAAUUCACGAUGCUGUUAUGAAGACAUCAAAGGAGUUUGAAAAGUCCCAAGUAGUUUUGGAAGGGAAAUUAGAAGAAACAAAUAAAAGGCUUGCCAAGAUGGGCAUUGAGAAUACUCAUCUCAGUAAAUCUCUAGUAUCCAAGGAAAAAUUGGUUGAAGACUUAAAUAAACAGCGAAAGCGGGCUGAGGCAGAUAUUGGUAGCCUAAUGGCUAGACUCGAAUCCAGUGAGAAAGAUAAUGCUUCUCUCAAAUAUGAGGUCCGUAUUCUUGAGAAGGAGCUUGAGAUUCGGAAUGAGGAGAGAGAGUUCAACCGUAGGACAGCUGAUGUGUCUCACAAGCAACACCUAGAGAGUGCAAAGAAAAUCGCAAAGUUAGAAUCAGAAUGUCAGAGGUUACGUCUAUUAGUUCGAAAAAGGUUACCAGGACCGGCAGCGGUAGCUAAAAUGAAAAACGAGGUUGACAUGCUUGGAAGGGAUUCAGCCCGGAUGAGGAAAACGAAUACCGGGCAAAUAGGUUCCAUGUCUGACUUUGCAGUUGAGAACUGUCCUGAGACACCUAGUAAGAGAAUCAGCAUUCUCACGGAGCAGUUAAUUGUCACGGAGGAAGAGAACAAAACUCUUAGAGAAGCUCUAAGUAAGAAAGAAAGUGAACUCCAUAUCUCUAGGGUCCUGAAUGCUCAAAGAGGUUCCAAAUUAUCACAGAUUGAUUCACAGGUUGAAGGAUCACUAAAAGGUCAGAAAGGCAUGGAGUUGACAAGGACCAUUCAUUUGUCACACGAACCAUCUCUGGCAUCAGUAUCUGAUAUUGGCAGUGAUGAUAAGGUAAGUUGUGCUGAAUCAUGGGCAACUGCUCUAAUUUCAGAAUUGGAGAAUUUCCGUAGUGAGAAACAGAGGCGGUUGGUAUCCUCUAGAGCAAUUGGAGCUUCCGACAUCAGCUUGAUGGACGACUUUGUUGAAAUGGAGAAGUUAGCAAUUGUCUCCACAGAUGAUACAUCAAAGAAUUAUGACAUGCUUUCUCAGGAAGCUAGUGCACUUGCUCACCCCCUGGAGACAAAUGGUAAAUCUGGCUUCUGCCCGGUAGACCAGGAAGCCCAUUCCAAUGGUACAAUCCUCGUUAGCGUUCCUGAAUGGCUUCAACAGAUAUUGAAAGUGAUUCUGGAGCAACAUCAGUCCGCUGAAAGACACCUAGAUGAAAUACUUGAGGAUGUUAGAAUUGCUUUGGCACAUGUACACCGUCAAAACCCCGGAAAGUUUGGAGAUACAAAGGAAAGGGCAAGUAGCAAUGAGAUUAACUUAUCUAAGCCUUCUAAUAGUACUUCGAGGCUGGGGUUAUCUCAUAAAAUUGGUCACCCUGAUUUCUCGUCAAUGGGAAAGAGCAAUCAGAAGGUCAAGCCAGAUUUGAGCAAAUCAAUGUCUAAAAUAAUUGAGCUUAUGGAGAGUAUUAGUCUUCCUUCUCAAAACUACGAAGAUCCAGAUAUUUCUUUGAAGAAAGAGAGGAAUAUUUCUUCCAAUAAGAGUUCAGAAACACCCACGGGCUACAUGGUUCGUGUUUUUCAAUGGAAAACUUCUGAACUUGGUGAUGUCUUAAAGCACUUUCUCCGUACUUGUUAUGAUCUUUUGAAUGAAAAAGCUGAUCUCUGUAAUUUUUUUAAAGAAUUAGCUUCAGCUUUGGAAUGGGUUCUGAACCAUUGUUUUUCCCUUCAAGAUGUUUCAAGCAUGAGGGAUGAGAUUAUGCAAAAUAUAGAUUGGGAUGAAUCACGAAGUGAAGAUGAAGUUGGAGCAGGAAUUAUGCAUCAGCUAUCUGAUGCAGAUAAAUUGCAUAAUCCCAUCAAACAACUUUGUAUCCCUAGUAAUUCUGUAAGUGGCAAUGACAAUAUGGCUCAGCUGGGAGAAUUCCAAUCUGAUCAGAAAGAAGAAAAAACAACAUUGGAGGAAAACCUGGAAAAAUUAGUAUCAGCAAAGGAAAGUGUGGAAGGUCAGCUCCAGUCUGCUGUUGGUGAAAAUGAAUCUUUGAUAAAUCAACUUGAAGCAUCCAAAGAAACUAUUGAGAGCUUGCAUAUGGAAUUGAACAGCUUAAAAGAAUCGAAGGGUUUGGUUGAGGACCAGAUUGUAAAUCGCAAGUUGAGUUAUGAAGAUCUUGAUAGACGGCUUGCCGUGGCCAAAGUUGAACUAAACGAGGCUCGUCAACAGUUCUCUUCACUAGAAGUGGAACUGGAGAAUAAAAGCAGCUGCUGUGACGAACUGGAGGCCACAUGUCUUGACUUGCAAUUGCAGCUUCAAAGUACGAAGAAGGUUGAGAGUCCCAAAAACAACGUCGUUCAGGAAGGAAAGCAACUACCAACUAACUGGGAGAUCACAGCUGCUUCUGAAAGAUUAGCAGAGUGCCAAGAAACCAUUUUGAACUUGGGGAAGCAGUUGAAAGCUUUGGCUCCACCGAAAGACGCAGCUCUUUUUGAUAAGAUUGUCCUUACUCCAACAGAUGCAAACUCCAGUAUUGCUACCGAUAGCACUAGGGCAAUGAUGCGAGAGUCACCCAAGAACAAGAGUAUGGCCCGUCGCUCUUCUUUGUUGGACAAAAUGCUUGCAGAGGAUAAUGCCAAUGCUACGAACCUAAAAUCCUCCGAAAUGAAGGGAGAGAACAGCGAUUGUUCUAUCCUCCUGGGUGGGUUGAUGGAGCCUUCAAUGGCCAUCACGCCAGUGAAAAAACGGGGAGGUGGGAGUCUGUGGAGAAAGCUUCUAUGGAGAAAGAGGAGAGUUAACAGCAAGAAAUCAUCUCUUCCAUUUGACCAUUGAAAACCAUGCAAGUCCAGCGGAAAGUUGCUUUCCUCUUUCUCAUGACUAACAGAGGAGUAAAUAAGACCGCUUUUGCAGAGAGCUGGGUUUGUUUGCACUGCUUGUGUACAUAGUGCAAGCUCCUAUAGUUAACAUGUGGAAGUUCACACGGUUCUUGACAGAAGGGCUUGUCAUUUGUUCAAGAGUAAGGUAGCUGCCGUGGGUUGUAUAUUCACUUCACCUCCCAGUUUUGUAGUGACUGAUAUGAAUAUGCUUGUCCAAUAAAUGUCUGUUGUGGCGUGUA